Molecule: messenger RNA, 1236 nt
Organism: Angiostrongylus costaricensis
Lineage: Eukaryota; Metazoa; Nematoda; Chromadorea; Rhabditida; Metastrongylidae
Source: the annotation of a GenBank genome assembly
AUGCGGAUUCCUUCAACACAUCAGUUUUUAGUGCACGAUGUUUCUGAUGGUGGUUUCAUCACGGCGCUGCUCGAGAUGUCAUUCGCUGGAAACAUUUCGUUUAAAGCUGACAUCACUUGCGAAUCAAAAGAUCCAAUAGCGUUUUUGUUUGCUGAAGAAGCUGGCAUAUUUGUUGAAGUUGAACAGCGGCAUUCCACUCGUGUCAUUGGAAAUCUCAAAGGACAUGCCGAAGUGAAACUCAUAGGAGAGGUAUAUCCGCAAUAUGGACCGGAUGCGACGGUUGAAGUGGUCAUUAAUGGCGAACAGGUGGUUAAGGAGAAUUUGGUGGCUCUGCGUGAAGUUUGGGAGGAGACAUCCGAUCGCCUCGGUCUCAUGCAGACGAGUGCCGUCUGUCUACAGGAAGGCAAACAAGUUAGAUCGGUGAUUAAAACUGUGACAUAUUCAGCUCCAUUUCACUGGCAUGAUGCGUAUGUACUCACAACUGAGCAAUGUUUAACAUCGGCCCCACGAGUAGCGAUUAUUCGUGAAGAAGGCUCCAACGGCGAUCGAGAGAUGGCGGCCGCAUUUACGAUGGCAGGCUUCGAAGCACAUGACGUGACUAUGACGGAUUUGUUGUCAGGGCAUUCCUUAGAUCAGUACAGAGUAGCAGCGUUUGUUGGAGGAUUCUCGUAUGCAGAUGUCCUCGGUUCAGCUAAAGGUUGGGCAGCUGUAAUCCGUUACAACCCCGUUGUUCGUGUUGAGUUUUCGCGGUUCCGCAGCAGAACCGACACCAUUUCCUUCGGUGUCUGCAACGGAUGUCAGCUAAUGGCCCACCUUGGUUGGGUUGGCGAAUACGAAGGAUCUCCAUCCGUUUUUCUUGCCGAAAACCUUUGCGGCCGCUUUGAGUCUGUAUUUGGACCAGUUCGGAUCCUAGAUUCUUCUUCUAUCUGGCUCAAAGACAUGGCUGGUGCUGUUCUGGGCUUGUGGAGCUCCCAUGGUGAAGGUCGCUUCGUCUAUCGUAACCCCGAGGUGCUCAAUUCACUAAAAAGUUCUGGGCUGAUCGCUAUGCAAUAUGUGGAUAGUGAUGGCCAGCCUACUAUGACAUAUCCAUGGAAUCCAAAUGGGUCCGAGAGCUCAGUGGCAGCGAUUUGCAGUCAUGACGGCAGACACUUGGCCAUGAUGCCUCAUUCAGACAGGUACGAUCUGACUCACGUUACCAAUAAAGCUUACGUCUUAUUUAAUUGGUUUUAUACUUGA